Messenger RNA from Daucus carota subsp. sativus, 3189 nucleotides. RefSeq names its product probable serine/threonine-protein kinase At1g09600. The transcript is spliced from 8 exons. Bases 2115 to 2462 code for a protein of 115 amino acids. Gene Ontology annotation, biological process: positive regulation of transcription elongation by RNA polymerase II; protein phosphorylation. Gene Ontology annotation, cellular component: cyclin-dependent protein kinase holoenzyme complex; nucleus. Lineage: Eukaryota; Viridiplantae; Streptophyta; Magnoliopsida; Apiales; Apiaceae. The record is from RefSeq and is a predicted model, not a curated record. Gene Ontology annotation, molecular function: RNA polymerase II CTD heptapeptide repeat kinase activity; ATP binding.
CAUAAUACUAGUACAUACAGUCACACCAGGCGUUACCAACCGGUCGGAAAAGCGCUCCCACAAAAUCUGCAUUUAGUAUUGGUUUCCUCUCCUAAAUCGUGUUUAAGGGGAAGUGAUUUCGCGCUGCUUGGAUCUUUGUGUGUUUCAAUUGGGUUUUUGCGGCACAAACUUCUUUCCAAUGGUUGGUUCCCCGAAAAAGCAUGGCAGCCGAAAGAGGUUUUGGAGGAGCGCAGGGGGCUGAAGCGGCUGGGAAUGCAUCUCGUCGGGACCCACCCUGGUAUGGUUUCUCAGGUCUUCAUUUCUUGCCUGCGUUAAUUGGAUCGAGUUGGUUCCAGAUUGGCUGCCUCCUUAAAAAAACCUAGAAAAGUUCUCUGUAAUUGUGAUUUUUGCUGAUCACAAAAGUGUAUAUCCUGCAAUUGGAGUAGGGUAGAAUCCAACAGGCCUGUUUGAACAGGAAUAGUGGACACAGAACUUAUGUCUUCAGAUGACUACUGAGUGGGAACGUAACUGAAGGAUUUGCAUUGUAGUUUCCUACUAGAGUCUAUUCUAUAGUCUAUACCCAUAUGUUUUUUAAAUUUAGUUGCACAGACAAAAUAAUCUUUAGAAGAUGUCUAAUUCGGUUUGUUCUGCAACAAAACUUUUUAACUUGUCCUGUUUUUCAGUGUAACUUCGAAAUGAUAUGUUGAACCGCAAUAGAGCAUAGAAAACUGAUGAUGGAUGGUAAAGCUGCAGCACCAUUUUUAUAUGGACAAGGUGGAUUUGUAUCUGAAGGUGUAUCAGGAUUCUGUUCACCUGUUGUUGGAGGUGAUGGAUUAGACUCUAGAGGUGGUAGGGAGUUGCUAUAUGUCGGUGGAGGAAUGGACUCUAAAGGCGGCGGGGAGUAGCUGUAUGGUGGUGGAUAUGGAUUGGACUCGACAGGAGGCGGAGAGUUUGAGUUAAAAGGCAGCCUAUCAUAAGAGGCCUGAAAUCCUCUUAUGUUUUUGGAGUAAAUUAUAUAUUUCUUUUCUAUAGGUUCAUAACAUGGCUAGCUAUAAGAAUGCUGAAAUGCUUCAAGAUUGGCAGGCAUAUCUUUUUCCUUAUAUUCAUGUUUCCAUCACUCUAAGAAUCAUAAACACCUAAAUAAACCAACUAAUUACAGAGACUCCUUUUUUUAUACCAGGGUAUUUGUUUUGUGGUUAAAUAUGGAUUCAUAUUAUCGAUGAAAAAGAAGAUAAUGAAAAUAAAUUAUAAAAAAAAUCGAAUAUAUAUUUAAAUAAUUCAAGAGCGGAUUCAGAAUAUCCCAUUCCGAACCCAAUUAGGUAAAUUCGCAUGAAUAAACUACUCAUCCAUGAUACCAUUUUUAUCACUUCUUCUCUAUCCUUGCUUUCUCUUGAGACCCAAGUUGAAGGACUCUGAGUUCUUGCUUUAUAACUCACAAAUUAUUUUCCAAAGUCAUCAAGUAAACACUCUUUUCCAGGUGCACUGUGUUUUUGUGUUAGUGUGUGUGUGUGUGGUUCUUUUAGUGUUUUAUAUAAGAUGGCAUUUAAUUAACUGUGAUUUAAGAUACUUUUCUUGAUUUGUGCAGAGCUAUUAUGGGUAACUGCUGCAAAUCUUGUGCUAGAGAGGUGGACAGUGAGAGGCAAGCAAGCACGUCUGUUUAUAUGCAUGCCAGGAAUGAUGAAAGGGGAGAGGCUCAGUGCGCUUUCCGCGAGCUCCAUCCGGGCUCUGGAGGAGUUCUAACAGGCGGUGAAGCCGAGCUGGUUGCGGCAGGGUGGCCUUCAUGGAUGGUUUGAGAUGUUGGUGGAGCUUUCAGGGGAUGGGUGCCUAGAAAAGAGCAUUCUUUUCACAUUAUAGAGAAAAUUGGUGAAGGGGCAUACAGCACAGUCUACCGGGCUCUUGGUAUAGAGCAAAGGAAGAUUGUCGCCUUGAAGAAAAUAAAAUUUACUCCCUCCGUCCCAUCAGUGAACGUAAACAUCCUGAUGGGACGGAGGGAGUAACAAUCUAGAGGCUGGAAAUAUCCGCUUCAUGGCAAGGGAGAUCAACAUCUUACGUAGGCUAAACCAUCUGAACAUAAUUAAAUUGGAAGGUUUAGUUGCGUCAGAGAGGUCAGCAAUUUCUUCCUUGUUCUUAAGUAUAUGGAACACGAUCUUGCAGGACUUGCUUCCUGGCCUGGUCUAAAGUUGACAGAGCCUCAGAUCAAAUGUUACAUAAAGCAACUGUUAUGCGGCCUUCACUAUUGUCAUAGUCAGGGCAUAUUGCAUGGGGAUAUUAAAGGUUCCAACCUUUUGCUAGACCACAAUGGACAAUUAAAGAUAGCAGACUUUGGUUUAGCAAACUAUUACGAUCCAGAGCAAUUUCGCCCACUUACAAAUCGUGUAGUUACCAUUUGGUAUCGCCCACCUGAGCUCUUGCUUGGUGCCAAUUCUUAUGGCACUGCUAGGAUGAGGAUGCAUUCUUUGCCGACUACGCAGUGUCUCACAUGAAGCUCUCUGAACUGGGGUAAACACAAAAUUCUCACUGAAGUAAUAUUGUCAUUGACUCAUCCAUCUGACAUGGCAACCACUUCAGAAACCCCAGCUCAGCCUUCUUCCCAAUGGACGGUUCCCAGAAAAGGCGUGGCAACCGGUGCUGUGCCUGACUAAAGAGGUUGCGUAGGAGCGCAGGAUGUUGAAGUGACUGGGAAUGCUGCUUGUCGGGACCCAGAAGUGCAAGACUUUUGACGAGAACUUUCUGAGAAAGGACACAUCAAGUCUCUACAAGUUGAUAAUGCCACGCACUACUUGCAAUUGAGACUAUUGUAUAAAAAAUCAUGUUCUGCUAUUGCGCGAAAGAUUGAUGAUGAAUCUCCCGAGGAGAUAUGCCGUUUAUUAAAUAUUCCCGAUGUUUUGACAGAGAUAUGUCGUUUAUUUAAUAUUCCCGAUGUUUUGACAGAGGUUUUAUUCUGGCCAAUACGCUUGAUCUCUAUAAUCACUUAGGUUUACAAAGUUAAUUGGCACAUGCCGAAAAGUUGGAGCCUUGGAACAACGCACCUGAUGAUGUUUUAGUAUAGAGAAAGAUUAGUUUAAACAUUUUUGUAUCAGUAGUUUACUCAUACUAUGUCUAGACCACGAAAAUCUCAUAAGAGUUGAUGUAAAUUCUCGAUAUGAAUAUUGUAUAUCUAAGUUUGAAAUGUUUUUGACAAAAAACUUGUAACAAUAGCAUGUCUUUAUA